Molecule: messenger RNA, 9493 nt
Organism: Vidua macroura (Pin-tailed whydah)
Lineage: Eukaryota; Metazoa; Chordata; Aves; Passeriformes; Viduidae
Gene: FLNB
Product: filamin B
Exons: 46
Coding region: 13-7881 (2622 amino acids)
Biological process (GO): actin cytoskeleton organization
Molecular function (GO): actin filament binding
Source: RefSeq, a predicted model, not a curated record
GCGGGGCUGGCCAUGAGCACGCAGGCGCGGGGUCAGGGCGCGCGGAGAGCGGCCGAUCCCGACGGCGAGAUGCCCGCCACCGAGAAGGACCUGGCGGAGGACGCGCCUUGGAAGCGGAUCCAGCAGAACACCUUCACCCGCUGGUGUAACGAGCACCUGCGCUGCGUCAACAAGCGCAUCGGCAACCUGCAGCAUGACCUGAGCGACGGGCUGCGGCUGAUCGCGCUGCUGGAGGUGCUCAGCCAGAAGCGCAUGUACCGCAAGUACCACCAGCGGCCCACCUUUCGCCAGAUGCAGCUGGAGAACGUCUCGGUGGCCCUCGAGUUCCUGGAGCGGGAGAGCAUCAAGCUGGUCUCCAUCGAUAGUAAAGCCAUAGUUGAUGGAAACCUGAAGCUGAUCCUUGGCCUGAUAUGGACCCUUAUCCUUCACUACUCCAUUUCUAUGCCAGUGUGGGAGGAUGAAGGUGAUGAUGAUGCAAAGAAGCAGACCCCUAAGCAGAGGCUGCUGGGCUGGAUCCAGAACAAAAUUCCUUACUUGCCAAUCACAAACUUCAAUCAGAACUGGCAGGAUGGCAAAGCACUGGGUGCUCUUGUUGACAGCUGUGCUCCAGGUUUGUGCCCUGACUGGGAGACCUGGGACCCAAAGAAACCCGUGGACAAUGCCCGGGAAGCCAUGCAGCAAGCGGAUGACUGGCUGGGUGUGCCACAGGUUAUUACCCCUGAAGAAAUUAUCCACCCUGAUGUGGAUGAGCACUCUGUGAUGACUUACCUGUCCCAGUUCCCCAAAGCCAAGCUGAAACCAGGAGCUCCUUUAAAACCCAAACUGAAUCCAAAGAAAGCAAGGGCUUAUGGCAGAGGGAUUGAGCCUCAUGGGAACAUGGUGAAGCAGCCUGCCAUCUUCACAGUGGACACCAUCAGUGCUGGGCAGGGUGACCUGAUGGUCUUCAUAGAAGAUCCAGAAGGAAACAGAGAGGAGGCAAAGAUAACUCCAUCCAGUGACAAAAACAAGACCUACUCAGUACAGUAUGUUCCAAGGGUUACUGGACCUCACAAGGUUUCCGUCCUGUUUGCUGGGCAGCACAUCUCGAAGAGUCCAUUUGAAGUGAACGUUGACAAAGCCCAGGGAGAUGCAAGCAAAGUGACAGCAAAGGGACCAGGACUGGAGGCAGCAGGGAACAUUGCCAAUAAACCUACCUACUUUGACCUCUACACAGCAGGUGCUGGUGUGGGUGACGUGAUUGUGGAAGUGGAGGAUCCUCAGGGAAGAAACCUUGCUGAAGUUGUAGUGGAAGACAAAGGCAACCAGGUCUACCGUUGCACCUAUAAACCUGUUCAAGCUGGUCCUCACAUUGUCAAAGUGACUUUUGCUGGGGAGGCAAUUCCCAAAACUCCUUGCACUGUUCUCAUUGGAGAGGCCUGCAACCCCAACGCGUGUCGUGCCACCGGUCGAGGUCUGCAGCCCAAGGGCGUCCGUAUCAGGGAGACAGCUGACUUCAAGGUUGAUACAAGAGCAGCAGGGAGCGGAGAUGUUGGAGUGACUAUCAAGGGACCAAAGGGCUUGGAGGAGUUGGUGAAACAAAAAGGCUUUAUGGAUGGUAUAUAUGCAUUUGAAUAUUAUCCAGCCACACCAGGGAAGUACGUUGUCACAAUUACAUGGGGUGGGCAAAACAUCCCAAAAAGUCCCUUUGAAGUUCAGGUGGGUCAUGAAGCAGGUCCUCAGAAAGUGCGAGCCUGGGGGCCAGGACUGCACGAGGGAGUUGUGGGCAAGUCAGCUGACUUUGUGGUCGAGUCCAUUGGCACAGAAGUUGGUUCUCUUGGCUUUGCAAUAGAAGGCCCUUCUCAGGCUAAAAUUGAGUGUGAUGACAAGAACGAUGGCUCAUGUGAUGUGAAGUAUUGGCCCAAAGAGCCUGGUGAAUAUGCUGUGCACAUCAUGUGUGAUGAUGAGGACAUAAAAGACAGCCCUUACAUGGCCUUCAUUCGACCAGCUUCAGGAGACUUCAAUGCAGAUAAGGUGAAGGCAUAUGGCCCGGGCUUGGAGAGGACUGGCUGUAUAGUGAACAAUCCUGCUGAGUUCACAGUUGAAACCAAGGAUGCUGGGAAAGCACCUCUGAAGAUGUAUGCACAGGAUGGAGAAGGAAACCCUAUUGAUAUCCAGAUAAAGAGCAAGCCUGAUGGUGUGUUUGCCUGCUCCUAUGUGCCAGUUAAACCAAUCAAACAUACAAUUUCUGUUGUCUGGGGAGGAGCCAAUGUGCCCAAUAGCCCAUUUAGGGUCCUUAUAGGUCAAGGGAGUCAUCCUCAGAAAGUCAAAGUGUUUGGACCUGGAGUAGAGAGAACUGGCCUGAAGGCAAGUGAGCCAACCCACUUCACUGUGGACUGCACGGAUGCAGGAGAAGGUGAUGUCAGUGUUGGAAUCAAGUGUGAUGCUCGUGUGGUCAGCAGUGAGGAAGAAGACAUAGAUUUUGACAUCAUCCACAAUGCUAAUGAUACAUUCACAGUGAAGUACUCACCACCUGCUGCCGGGCGCUACACUAUUAAAGUGCUUUUUGCAGGAGAGGAAAUUCCUGCCAGCCCAUUCAGAGUUAAGGUGGACCCCUCACACGAUGCCAGCAAAGUGAAAGCUGAAGGACCUGGGCUGAACAAAACUGGUGUGGAAAAUGGCAAACCAACACACUUCACUGUGUUCACCAAGGGAGCUGGAAAAGCACCACUGGAUGUGCAGUUCAGCAGCUCAGUGCCAGGAGAGGCAGUGAUGGAUCUGGAUAUCAUUGACAACUAUGACUAUUCCCACACGAUUAGGUACACGCCCAUCCAGCAGGGCCCAAUGAAGGUUUUGGUAACUUACGGUGGUGAUCCUAUCCCUAAAAGCCCUUUCACAGUGGGCGUUGCUGCUCCUCUAGACCUAAGCAAAGUUAUAGUCAAUGGACUGGAAAACAGAGUGGAAGUAGGGAAGGAUCAGGAAUUUGUAAUUGAUACCAAAGGAGCUGGUGGGCAAGGUAAACUGGAGGUUAAUAUUUCCAGUCCUAUGAGGAAAGCUGUGCCAUGUCUGGUGGAACCAGUUCUGGGUAAGGAGUGCAGCACUGCAAAAUAUAUCCCACGGGAAGAAGGACUCUAUGUGGUGGAUGUGAGUUAUGAUGGCAACCCAAUCCCAGGGAGCCCCUACACUGUGGAGGCCACAUUACCUCCAGACCCUUCCAAGGUAAAAGCUCAUGGUCCAGGUCUUCGAGGGGGUCUUGUUGGAAAACCAGCCCAAUUUACAAUAGAUACCAAAGGGGCAGGAACUGGAGGUUUGGGUUUGACAGUGGAAGGCCCAUGCGAAGCUAAAAUUGAAUGUUCGGACAACGGCGAUGGAACCUGCUCUGUCUCCUACCUGCCUACGAAGCCUGGAGAGUAUUUUGUAAACAUCCUCUUUGAAGAAGUUCACAUUCCUGGUUCACCCUUUAAGGCAGAUAUAGAAAUGCCAUUUGAUGUGUCUAAAGUCAUUGCCACAGGCCCAGGUCUGGAGCGUGGUAAAGUAGGCGAGGCAGGGCUGCUAAAUGUCGACUGCACGGAAGCGGGUCCUGGGGACCUGCGGGUGGACAUGGUGUCAGAUACUGGUUCCAAAGCUGAGGUCCAGAUCGAUGAUAACAAAGACGGGACCUAUGUCGUUACCUACGUGCCACUCUCAGCUGGCAUGUACACAAUCAAGAUGAGAUACGGAGGAGAGCAAGUGCCUAAAUUCCCAGCCCGGGUCAAAGUGGAGCCAGCUGUGGACACAAGCAGAGUUAAAGUGUUUGGGCCAGGAGUCGAAGGAAAAGAUGUCUUCCGAGAAGCUACAACUGAGUUCACUGUGGAUGCUCGACCUCUAACAAAGGCUGGUGGUGACCACAUCAGGACACAGAUCACGAGCCCAUCUGGCUCCCCCACAGACUGUCUCAUCCAAGACAACGCGGAUGGAACAUAUUCAGUGGAGUACACGCCAUUUGAAAAGGGUCCGCACACAGUCAGCGUGACGUAUGACGGUGUGCCUGUGCCAAAUAGUCCCUUCAGAGUGAAUGUCGCAGAGGGCUGCCAUCCAUCACGUGUGAAGGCACAAGGACCUGGACUUACAGAAGCUUUCACAAAUCAGCCCAAUGCCUUUUCAGUUGUCACCAGAGGGGCAGGAAUUGGUGGCCUUGGAAUAACUGUUGAAGGACCUUCAGAAUCUAAAAUUAGCUGUAAAGAUAACAAAGAUGGGAGCUGCAGUGCCGAGUAUAUUCCUUAUGUUCCAGGAGAUUACGAUGUUAACAUCACUUAUGGGGGAGAGCAUAUUCCUGGCAGUCCUUUCAAGGUUCCUGUAAAGGAUGUUGUGGAUCCCAGCAAGGUGAAGAUAGCAGGACCAGGUCUGGGUACAGCUGUUCGAGCCAAAAUCCCCCAGUCCUUCACUGUAGACACCAGCAAGGCAGGAAUAGCGCCUCUUGAAGUGGUGGUGACAGGACCCAGAGGAGUUGUGGGACCUGUCAAUGUGGUAGACAAUGGAGAUGGCACCCACACGGUGGUGUACACCCCUAUGCAGGAGGGACCCUACAUGAUCACUGUCAAAUAUGCUGAUGAAGAGAUUCCUCGAAGUCCCUUCAAGGUGAAGGUGCUUCCUACGUAUGAUGCCAGUAAAGUGACAGCGAGUGGUCCAGGGCUCAGUUCCUAUGGCAUUCUAGCCAGCCUGCCUGUGGAGUUUGCUGUGGAUGCUAAGGAUGCUGGGCAGGGACUUCUGGCUGUACAGAUCACGGACCAAGAGGGCAAACCCAAGAGAGUGGACAUUCAUGACAACAAGGAUGGCACUUACACGGUCACCUAUGUCCCUGACAAAACUGGUCGCUAUACGAUUGGCGUGAAGUAUGGUGGAGAUGAUAUCCCGGCCUCCCCCUAUAGGAUCCGGGCAUCUCCAGCUGGGGAUGCCAGCAAGUGUUUGGCCACAGGUCCUGGAAUUGCACCCACUGUGAAGACUGGUGAGGAGGUUGGUUUUGUGGUAGACGCCAAAUCAGCAGGGAAGGGAAAAGUGACGUGUACCGUCCUCACGCCAGAUGGGACAGAAGCUGAAGCAGAUGUUGUUGAAAAUGAGGACGGGACUUAUGAUAUCUUCUACACUGCUGCCAAACCAGGAACCUAUGUGAUUUAUGUCCGCUUUGGUGGGGUGGACAUUCCCAACAGUCCUUUCACUGUCAUGGCUGUAGAUGCAGAUGAUGUCGCCGCACAGUCGCAGGAGCCAGUGGGCGCUUCCCCCCCCGGAUUCCGCCCUUGGGUUACAGAAGAAGCUUAUGUCCCCGUUGGAGACAUGAAUGGCAUGGGGUUCAGGCCCUUUGAUAUGGUUAUCCCAUUUGCUGUAAGGAAAGGAGAAAUAACAGGUGAAGUACACAUGCCCUCUGGAAAGAUGGAUACACCAGAUAUCGUGGAUAAUAAAGAUGGCACAGUAACAGUGAAAUAUGCUCCUACUGAGGUUGGGCUCCAUGAAAUGCACAUAAAAUACAUGGGAAAUCACAUCCCAGAGAGCCCUCUGCAGUUCUAUGUCAAUUACCCCAACAGUGGCAGUGUGUCUGCUUAUGGGCCUGGCCUCAUUUAUGGGAUUGCAAAUAAACCAGCAACUUUCACCAUUGUCACAGAAGAUGCAGGAGAGGGUGGGCUGGACUUGGCUAUUGAAGGACCUUCAAAAGCAGAGAUCAGUUGCAUUGAUAACAAAGAUGGGACAUGCACAGUCACGUACCUGCCUACUCUGCCUGGGAACUACAGCAUCCUGGUAAAAUACAAUGACAAACACAUUCCAGGCAGUCCAUUCACAGCCAAGAUCACAGAUGAUAACAGAAGACGGUCUCAGGUUAAGCUUGGUUCUGCUGCUGACUUCAUGUUGGAUAUCAAUGAGACUGAUCUCAGUCUCCUAACAGCCAGCAUUAAAGCCCCAUCUGGUCGUGAUGAGCCUUGUCUUCUGAAGAGGCUGCCCAAUAACCACAUUGGCAUCUCAUUCAUUCCACGGGAAGUAGGAGAACAUCUGGUUAGCAUCAAGAAAAACGGGAGCCAUGUACCAAACAGCCCUGUAACAAUCAUGGUGGUCCAGUCUGAGAUCGGCGAUGCCAGACGGGCAAGAGUUUUUGGACGUGGCUUGGUAGAAGGACGAACCUUUGAAAUGUGUGACUUCAUUGUGGACACAAGAGAUGCCGGUUAUGGUGGGAUCUCACUGGCAGUUGAAGGACCCAGCAAGGUAGAGAUCCAAACUGAAGAUCUAGAAGAUGGAACUUGCAAAGUGUCCUAUUUUCCAACUGUACCUGGUGUGUACAUUGUGUCCACUAAAUUUGCAGAUGAACAUAUUCCAGGCAGCCCAUUUAGUGUGAAGAUAAGUGGUGAAGGAAGAGUUAAGGAGAGCAUCACACGAACAAGACGGGCUCCUUCUGUUGCAACAGUAGGAAGCAUAUGUGAUCUGAACCUAAAAAUCCCAGAAAUUGAUUGUGCUGAUAUGACAGCUCAGGUAACCAGUCCCUCUGGGAGAAACUUUGAUGCCGAAAUUGUAGAGUGUGACAAAAACACUUACUGUGUCCGCUUUGUGCCACAAGAAAUGGGGGUCCACACUGUGGAUGUCAAAUACAAAGGGCAGCCGGUGCCAGGCAGCCCCUUCCAGUUCACCGUGGGGCCACUGGGCGAGGGAGGAGCCCAUAAAGUGAGAGCUGGAGGCCCAGGGCUGGAGCGUGGAGAGACAGGUGUUCCAGCUGAGUUCAGCAUAUGGACACGGGAAGCUGGAGCUGGAGGGCUGUCUAUUGCUGUAGAAGGCCCAAGUAAAGCAGAAAUCACCUUUGAUGACCAUAAAGAUGGAUCUUGUGGUGCAUCAUAUAUAGUUCAAGAGCCGGGCAACUAUGAGGUGUCCAUAAAGUUCAAUGAUGAGCACAUUCCUGAAAGCCCCUACCUGGUUCCUGUCAUCGCCCCCUCCGAUGAUGCUCGCAGGCUCACUGUCACUAGUCUUCAGGAGUCUGGAUUAAAAGUUAAUCAGCCAGCAUCCUUUGCUAUAAGGCUGAACGGGGCAAAGGGCAAGAUCGAUGCUAAAGUCCACAGCCCCUCCGGAGCUGUUGAAGAGUGCCAUGUGUCUGAGCUGGAGCCAGAUAAAUACGCCGUUCGGUUCAUCCCCCACGAGAACGGCAUCCACUCCAUCGAUGUGAAGUUCAACGGGAGCCACGUGGUGGGCAGCCCUUUCAAAGUGCGCGUGGGCGAGCCUGGCCAGGCGGGCAACCCUGCCCUUGUCACAGCCUACGGAUCCGGCCUGGAGAGCGGCACCACGGGACUGCAGUCGGAGUUUUUCAUUAACACGACCAAGGCUGGUCCAGGUACCCUCUCUGUUACAAUUGAAGGGCCAUCAAAGGUGAAAAUGGACUGCCAGGAAACUCCAGAAGGUUACAAAGUCAUGUACACACCCAUGGCUCCAGGAAACUAUUUAAUUGGAGUUAAAUAUGGUGGACCUAACCACAUAGUGGGCAGCCCUUUCAAGGCAAAGGUUACAGGGCAGCGACUGGUUAGUCCAGGCAGUGCCAACGAAACCUCUUCCAUCCUGGUAGAGUCAGUGACAAGGUCAUCGACUGAAACUUGCUAUAGCGCCAUUCCCAAAUCCACCUCGGAUGCCAGCAAAGUGGUUUCCCGGGGAGCAGGACUCUCAAAGGCUUUUGUGGGUCAGAAAAGCUCAUUCUCUGUGGACUGCAGCAAAGCAGGUUCCAACAUGCUGUUAGUUGGUGUCCACGGACCUACAAUACCAUGCGAAGAGGUGUCCAUCAAGCAUUUGGGCAGCCAUCAGUACAAUGUCACUUAUGUCGUCAAGGAAAGGGGGGACUAUGUCCUGGCAGUGAAGUGGGGUGACGAGCACAUUCCUGGGAGCCCCUUCCACGUCACCGUUCCAUAGACGCGCUGUCAGUGCUCUCUGUCUGCGUUCGCAGUUCAGAUGUAGAGUUGUACUGGGUGCAGCCGUGUUGCAAAAUGCAGUUUCUAGAUAGACACGGCUCACAUUUCAAUAGUCAGACAUAAAUUCUAACUGUUUUUACAAGCAUUUCACUUCUAUCCUACUUACCAACCUAAUGUCGAUUUAUUUAAUAUCUCCUCAAAUUGUACCUUUGUAGUACUGUCCGGGACCCUGUUAAUGUUUGGAGAAUCAUGUGGAUGACUAGACACUAAUUUCCCUUGCGGAUGUUAAAGACUUUAGAUGUUAAUUGAAAACUGGAAUUUGUCUUUGUAAUUGGGUAUCUUAACUACUGAUUUUAUUUGACUGGAGACUUUACAUUUUAGUUAUGGAAUAUGACUUGGGCUGUCCCCAGUUCAAAUUCUUUUCUGUAAAGAAAUGAGGUAAAACUGGUACUAUGGUAGGUGCCUUUGUAUACUUGAUCAAUUUUAACGCUUAACAUUAUAAAAAGCUAUUAGAAGUAGCUUUACCACUCAAAUUGAAAAUGUUUCUGAAAAUUCUUUGCCAAUGGUUUACAUUUAGAAAAAGUUUAUCUUUUAUAGCAGACCAAAAGCAGAUUGAAAAUUACUUCACCUGUAAGCUUUCAGCCUCUCUAUGUUAACGCUUUGUAACUCUAGAGACAGAUAGCUUUUUGGCCAUAAUGCUAGUAAUGCGGUUUUUAAUGAGCUUGGGAUGCUGCUGAUGUUUCUUCAACUUUACAGGUAACCCCCCCACACACUCUUUUUGAUUUAAGAACAAGCCCUGGGUUGGCUGGGUUAAGUAAAGCCCCUGAAUUUGCCAAGCCAGGCAUGGCUGUCACCUGUGUGACCCAGAGUCGCUGCGGUCCGGAGCACCAAGAUGUGUUGAGAAGAUGACCAUUGGUUUCCCUGGAGGCUGCAGGCCAGGCCGGUGUCUAAUGAGGCAAAGAAGCCUUCCUGGGAAUGGGACCCACAUCUGCAGUGGGACACAGGGUGGGUCUGUGAAGUUACCAGUAAUAGCAAUACCAAUAAUAGCAAUAUCAAUGAACAAACCCCUCUUUGGUGCAAGGUGUUAUAUUGUAUCUCAGUCCAAGGACAUGCCUGAAGCAAACUCAUCUCCCCUGAAAUCCCCUUUGUGCUGCAACAGGCAUUCUGCUGAGGGUUAGGGAGUGGAAACUUCCUUGUAACUUGUCUGUUUGUCCCGGAUUACUCCAUACUACUUCCCAGGUACAUAUCUGAAUUGCUGUCAGCUGCUGGGGCUUUAGUAAACUCUCCUGAUGAGCUCAAACUCUGCAGUUUGGAGAAGGCAGGAUUUGUUGAAAACCUGUUGACAUGUCACUGUCCCUUGGGAGAAGUUCAUGCUUACGGUUCUAUAAUUAUGUGUGGAUGUACUGCUCUCCAGCACAGUUACUGGGAAAAAAAGGAAGGUUGGGUUUUUUUUACUGUGCUUUUUUAGUGCCUUAAUGUGAAAUGCUCACUACAUUGUAAACUAGAAAGUAAAAACAAAAUAAACUGGAAUAAAAUGCAGGAUUGUAAAAUUGUAUCUUAUAACUUAUUAAAUAGAAAUGUUUGCUUCAUUAAAAUGUGCAUGUUAAAAACAA